AUGGUGUUUCAAGAUUUUGAUUUUGUACAAGAACGCCGGAGACAGGAGAGACAACGGGCACUCAAAAAGAAGAUAAUCAUUGCCGUAGCUAUCUUGGUCAUUGGUGGUAUUGCGGCGGCGGCAGCCGUUGCUUUUGUUUCUAUGAAAAAUAGCACCAACAAUAGUAACAAAAAGGAAAACAAAGGCGAUAAUAAUAAAGCAAAAGAACAACAUCCUCCAUCGACCCCAUCAACUCCACAAACCCUGCCGGCAAAUUCACAACCGUCUCCAAAACCAUCAACUCCACAAACCCCACCGGCAAACUCACAACCGUCUCCAAAACCAUCUCGCAAAGGUCGAUCUCAAAAACCAUCACAUGCCCCGGCUCCAUCUCCAUCUUCAAAACCAUUAUCUGUACCACUUGCAGCUCUGGCUCAUGCUCCAUUAGCCGCACCCCAGGGAUUAGUAACAUCUUUUUGCGAGGUUUCUACGUACAAGAGCUUAUGUGCCGAAACCCUUACGAAGACAUUAGCACAGAAUCCAAAAUCGGCGACUGAGCCCAAAGAACUUGUGAAAUCUUUCAUCACAUCAACGACGGAAGAACUUAACAAGGCCUUUGCCAAAGCCAGCACGAUCAAAUUGAAUACCGAGGCGGAUAGAAAAGCGUUCGAUGUUUGUAGAGAAGUGAUGGACAAUGCCAAGGAAGAAUUGCAGAGUUCUGUUGAUAAUGUAGGAACUAUUGUUCCAGGGAAGCCAGAAACCGAUGGUGACGUGAACAGUUGGCUAAGCGCUGUAAUGGCGUACCAGGAAACGUGCGUUGAUGGCUUCCCUGAGGGACCAUUGAAGAACGAGUUCAGGACUACCCUCAACUCUAGCGAGGUUUCGACUAGCAUUUCCCUUGCCAUGAUUGGACAUUUUGCUGGGUUGACGAAUGUCACGAAUCCACCUCAAAAGAAGCCAGCCCCAAAACGCAGCCUCUUACAAACCAGAUUUUCGUUAUUGGCCGAGGAUGGGCUUCCCAGCUGGAUGAACCAUGAAGAACGCAGGCUGUUGAAGGACGAGGAAGAUAACACGCCACCACCACCACCACCACCAAAUGUAAUUGUGGCUCAAGACGGUACCGGAAAGUUCAAAACAAUUAAUGAAGCACUUGCUGCCGUGCCACCGAAAUACGUGGGAAGGUAUGUGAUAUUCGUCAAGAAAGGAACAUACGCCGAGACUGUAAUCGUUGCAAAACGCAUGGUGAACCUUACCAUUUAUGGUGAAGGAUCACAAAAGACCAUUAUCACAGGGGCAAAAAAUUUUGUUGAUGGAAUCCCCACUUACCAUACAGCAACUUUUGUGGCUUCUGCUCCAGGAUUUAUUGCACGAAGCAUAGGAUUCAGAAACACCGCAGGACCCGACAAACAUCAGGCAGUGGCAGCGAGAGUCUCCGCCGAUAAGGCGAUUUUCCUCAACUGUCGCUUCGAGGGGUACCAAGACACCUUAUACGCACACACUCACCGUCAAUUCUAUCGAAGUUGUGUAAUCACCGGCACCAUAGAUUUCAUCUUCGGCGACGCGGCUGCCGUGUUCCAGAACUGCAUGAUUUACGUAAGGAAACCCAAUGUGAACCAGAAGAACAUCAUCACCGCCCAAGGGAGGAAAGACAAGUUGGAAACCACAGGCAUUGUGCUCCAAAACUGCAAGAUAUUACCAGACGAAUCAUUUAAACCCUUCGCAAAACAGUUCAAUAGCUACCUAGGCAGGCCCUGGAAGCAAUACUCGAGGACCGUCAUAAUGGAAUCACAGAUCGAAGAUUUCAUCGAACCCGCUGGAUGGCUCGAAUGGGAAGGUGACUUUGCGCUCAAUACCCUUUUCUAUGGAGAGUUCAAAAACACAGGGCCUGGCGCAAUAACAAAGGGUAGAGUGAAGUGGGCAGGAAGAAGGGACAUUAACAAGGAAGAAGCCAUGAAAUAUACAGUAGAAGCAUUCUUAAAAGGGGCAUGGGUAAAAGAAGCAGGCGCCAAUGUUCGUAUGGGUCUGGGGACUUAA
Messenger RNA from Hibiscus syriacus, 2013 nucleotides. RefSeq names its product putative pectinesterase/pectinesterase inhibitor 45. Gene Ontology annotation, molecular function: pectinesterase activity; pectinesterase inhibitor activity. Lineage: Eukaryota; Viridiplantae; Streptophyta; Magnoliopsida; Malvales; Malvaceae. The transcript is spliced from 3 exons. The record is from RefSeq and is a predicted model, not a curated record. The coding region runs from base 1 to 2013 and encodes 670 amino acids. Gene Ontology annotation, biological process: cell wall modification.